AUGGUUGCCAAUCUGGAUAACGAGAAAGAAGUUCUUCAAUUGAUAGAUAGUUUUUUCUUGAAAGCAACAUUGCUAAUAUGUUCUACAGAAUCGAGCCGAUACCAAUCUUCUACAGAGAAUAUACCUUUAUUUGACGAUACAUGGUUUGAAGAUCACACAGAAUUAGUGAGUGAGCUGCCCGAGAUAAUAUCGGAAUGGUCUGAUUAUGACGGUCAAACAAAUUUGCCACCCUUAGUGGUAGAGACAUACUUGGACUUAAGGCAGUUGAAUCCGUCUCAUUUAGUAAGGUUAAAAGACCAUGAAGGUCAUUUAUGGAAUGUUUGCAAGGGAACCAAGAAACAGGAAAUCGUAAUGGAACGGUGGCUUAUAGAAUUAGACAACUCUUCCCCAACUUUCAAGUCGCAUAGUGGAGAUGGGACAGAUGUUACUGAGCUUUCCAAACAGUUAGUUCUUCUUUUCCGUUAUUUGUUUACUUUAAUACAGUUAUUGCCCACGACAGAGUUGUAUCAGUCACUAAUCAAAACUUAUAGUGGUCCACAGAAUGAAAGUAUUGCCAACUCAAUAUCAGUAGCAGAUCCGGUAGUCAACAUUCGGACGCGUAUUCUUGACGGAUCCAAACCAAUUUUAUCAAAGGGAAGAAUAGGAUUAAGCAAACCGGUUAUUAACACUUACUCAAAUACACUAAAUGAAUCUAACCUACCUGCUCACUUAGAUCAGAAAAAAAUUACACCAGUGUGGACCAAAUUUGGGCUUUUGAGAGUGUCAGUAUCGUAUAGGCGUGAUUGGAAAUUUGAAAUUAGCAAUACAAACGACGAUUCAUUUUCAAACCGACAUGUAAUCCUUUCACGUAACUCACAACAACCACAACAGCAAUCGGAACAACCAAAACAGCAGUCACAACAAGAGCAGCUAGAACAAAACGAACAACAAACAGUAGAACAGAAUCAAGAGCAGGCACAACAGCAUGAUCAACAACAAAGACGGAUACCUGAGAGUAGAUCUCUCUCGCUUUCUCCAUGUACAAGAGCCAAUUCCUUUGAACCACAGUCUUGGCAGAAGAAAGUGUAUUCAAUAGCAAGGCCUGUUCAACCAUUUAAAGUCGGUUCUAUUGGAAGUCAAAGCACGAGCAGAAAUCCUUCUAAUUCAUCUAUUUUCAACCAGUUACCCAUCCAUAGACCGAGUAUAAGUUCCAAUUCUGGACCUCAAAUGAAUAUUGAGGGUACUAGCGUGGGAAGUACCUCAAAAUACUCUUCCUCAUUUGGGAAUAUCCGCCGUCACUCAAGCGUCAAAACGACAGAAAAUACAGAAAAAUUGUUAAGAGCUGUUAAGAGUCCAUUACAACUGCAAGAGUCGCAGGAUGACUUAAUGGAUUUUGUUAAAUUAUUGGAAGAAAAACCCGAUUUAACCAUCAAAAAGACUAAUGGUAGCAAUCAACCCAAUAUUAAUAUAUCUGAUUCGUUAAUUCGAUAUCAAAGCUUGAAACCGAGUAAUGAUCUAUUGAGUGAGGAUUUAACUGUAAGUUUAUCUAUGGAUCCAAACCAUACAUACCAUAGAGGUAGGUCAGACUCUCAUUCCCCCUUGCCUUCCAUAUCACCUUCGAUGCAUUACGGGUCAUUGAAUUCAAGAAUGUCUCAAGGUGCCACUGCCAACCAUUUAGUUGCGAGAGGUGGGGGAAAUUCUUCUACUAGUGCCUUCAAUAGUAGAAGGAACUCUUUAGAUAAGAAUGUGAACAGGCAAGGAAUGUCGGGGCUACCUCCUAUCUUUGGCGGUGAGAGUACUUCAUAUCAUCACGAAGAAGAAGAUGACGAGGACGACCAUUUGCUAAAUCAAAUGGGAAACAGUACCAUCAAGUUUAAAAGUUCAAUAUCUCCAAGAUCGAUAGACAGUAUUUCGAGUUCUUUCAUCAAAAGUAGGAUACCGAUCAGACAACCAUACUACUACUCUCAACCAACCACUGCACCCUUCCAAGCCCAAGCGAAGUUCCACAAGCCUGCGAAUAAAUUAACGGAUAAUGGCAAUAGAAGCAAUAGCAAUAACAACAAUCCUAAUGGGACUGAUGGAGGCAACACAAUGCAUAAUGAAGAUGAUGAUCAAGAUGAUGAUUUAGUAUUUUUCAUGAGUGAUAUGAAUCUUUCUAAAGAAAGUUGA
Messenger RNA from Saccharomyces eubayanus, 2148 nucleotides. RefSeq names its product serine/threonine protein kinase regulatory subunit ATG13 (gene ATG13). Bases 1 to 2148 code for a protein of 715 amino acids. Gene Ontology annotation, biological process: piecemeal microautophagy of the nucleus; mitophagy; protein localization to phagophore assembly site. Gene Ontology annotation, cellular component: cytosol; extrinsic component of membrane; phagophore assembly site. The transcript has a single exon. NCBI's taxonomy places the organism in Eukaryota, Fungi, Ascomycota, Saccharomycetes, Saccharomycetales, Saccharomycetaceae. The record is from RefSeq and is a predicted model, not a curated record.